Messenger RNA from Caenorhabditis auriculariae, 4494 nucleotides. The record is from the annotation of a GenBank genome assembly. Lineage: Eukaryota; Metazoa; Nematoda; Chromadorea; Rhabditida; Rhabditidae.
AUGCGAUCAAAAGAUGCGAUUCUCGGAAUUCUAUUGGUAAGCCUCAAGCAAUUACGUUUUUUCUCGAACUUCAUUCAUUCAUUCAUUUCAAGUGUUUAUUCGCCAUUCCGCAAUCAGCACGACAAAUACAAAAAAAAUAAAAUAAAACAUCAAAACAAUCAAAUAAAUCUAACAGCUGAUCUGUGGAAACGGCUGGAGGAAAAGAUUGUCUGAGUAGACGGUGCUAACCCCCAUUUGGUAUUUAAGUUUGUUCUUUGUUUUUUUAAUAAGUUAGAAUUUUUCUAGAUUUUAGUAGGAUCUAAUGAUUUUAAAAACGAUGUGUUUGAUUCGAACCAUGAGGUGAGCAUAAUCUGAAACUUGCCGAUUUCGUAUUCAAUGAUAGUUUCUCUCUCCAGUUGGUUCCAAAUAGGUAUGACUGUAUGAUUUAGCAAGCGUUGUUUGAUCAAUUCAUUCAACUUGAGUAUAAAAACAACCUAACGGAAAAUUUCUUUUAAAAUAUCGGCCUGUUUGAAGUUUCCAGAAAUAAAUAGAUUUUUUGAAGUGUUCCGCCAAGAUUUCCUUUUUCGAAAACUCGCUCAAAGCUCUCAAAUAACGUCCCACUUGAACCUGUCUUCAUCCAAUAGCUUUUUCGAACCUUUUUCCGGAAAAGAGUUGAUCUUUCCGUCUGGAAUUUUUGUCUUCAGAUAUUUCGUGAGGUGUCGACUUUUGGGUUCGACAAUGAGAUUAUUGGACCUCCACAACUGGAGUGCAAUCCCGACGACAUCACCUUUCUCGUGGCCACUCGAAAGCCGUUCAGGUUGGUAUAUAAGUUCGCUUUAAUUUUCCUUUUUUUUUAAGGUCUCAAAUAGAAUUUUUCGUUGUUUUUUCUCGAACGACCACGUCAUUUCAGAGGCAGCGUGUUCGUCCGCGGCCACUUUGACAACGUCAACUGCCGCCGAAGUUUCGAGUCGAAUCUCGACGCCCCAGCUCGUCUCAGUGUGCGGCUUGGCGACUGCGGCAUGAAACGGAUGCGGCAGGUGGUUUUUCCUGACUCCGAUUGGACCUUUUUCAUACGUUUUGAGGACAAUUUGAGAUAAUGGAUUGGGAAAAUAAGAUAUAAUUUCGGAAGUUUUUCUAGACUCAUAAAAUUGAAACUUCAAACAGGUACAAUACGCGUUUACCAAGUUUACCAGAGAAAAAUGGUCAGAAGCUAAUUUGAAAACUUUUUAACCCUAUGUGAAAAACUCUCACUCAUAUAUCCGACUCAUGGCUAGCUUGGGACGCAAAAAGGCCUGGUUUGUCUGCACUCUCCACCACACGUGCACUGUCUCUAUUUUCUCGUGUUAGGACCCUUUUUCGAGGGCUCAAGCGAGCCGAAAAGCUGCAAGGUCCUGUUUAUUGAAAAAGCUUAGUUUAUCUUCUCCUGAAAAGCAAGUUUGAGUCGUUUGCCAUCUUUGCUGAACUACGGUAAGCACAUUUACUACUAUUUCGCGUCUCAAGUUUUGGCGAAUAUGAUCAGGAGUUUACGAGAUGAACAAUAUAAAAGAGUUGAACGUUUUUUUUAAAAGAAUUUUCCUUCUUUUUUUCAUUUUUUUUUCUCAAAAUCUCUUUUCAGUUACAACCUCUUGGUUUCAACAUGGUCCUCACAUUCGUCGCCAAUUUCCACCCGCUUUUCGCGACAAAACAAGACCGAGCUUUCUCGGUUCGCUGUUUCUACGCCAACACCAACGCUGUUGUCAAAGCUGAUAUCGCAGUCAGGUUGAUAUUCGAAUAUUCUCCGAUGAAACAUAGAAAAUAUGGUUUCAGUCCGAUCCCAGCCGAAACGAUGGAAAAGGCGACAGUUCUCGUUCCGAAAUGCGAAUACACGAUAAGAGAGGGAGCCCUUGACGGACCUCCCGUCCGGGAAACCAUCAUAGGAAAGCCGAUGUACCAUCGGUGGGACUGCGAGAACACCGGUCAGUUGGUCCGAUAGAAGAACGUGGCAAUUUUAUGAAUUCUCGAUUUCUGCCGAAAAGUCGAGAUCUUUCAUGAUGAAAAUAUGCUGAUUUAGUUUAUAUUCUCCUUCGAUGAAGUUAUUCAAAAUUAAAAAUGCGUGAAUUUCAGCCUGUCAAGAGAAAGGUUUUUUUUCGGCAAUUUUCCCUCUACCAAUAAGUGUUUAAUAUAAUAAACGGCUCAUUUUAAUCAUUAAAUAUAAAAAAAAUUGUUUUUCAUCAACUUGUGCCUUCUUUGCCGUUUGAGUUUUUGAGCAAACCGGUGAAACUAUAAAAAUCUUAUAUGAUUUCAGGAAAUUUUGGAAUCCUGAUCCGCAACUGCGCCAUGAUCGACUCCCGCCUCGGCGAGUCUGUGGCUUUUUUAGACGCCAACGGGUCAGAAAUUCUUCUAUUUUCAACCAUUCAGAAGAAAAACGGCAGACCAGGUCCUUAGACAGUGUGUAAAACAUGGAGGGGACGUUUCUGGCCCCUCCAAGCUUACCGUACCCUCUAAGCGGAUUCAUGAACGCUGGCCUGCCGUUUUUCUUCUCAGCGAGUUUCUUCUUCUCUCCAGAUGUCCAAUUUAUCGCGAAUUCCCGCCGUUGGAGUACGACGCGACGAUCACCUCGGCGUACACGGUCAUCGAGGCGAUGUCCUUCCCUGACCAGGGCAGCAUUUCUUUCGCUUGUCAGAUCCAACUCUGCGACAAACGCGCCAACGAAUGUCUCGCCGUUUCGGUGAGCUCAUACUUGCGAAAGUACAGACCCUAUCAGUCCAAGAGCAGCUUUCCAAAUUUUUUAUGAAAAUUAUGAUCAAUUAUGAUUUCUAAGCUCAGGUAGGUAGUGGUUUGAGAAGUUUUGGUAGGAUUAGCGGCUUUUAAAAAUGCUCUGCCAUGCUGGGAGAGCUUCGAGGCGUGUGAGCACCCGUACGUGGACAAGUACAGCGGUUUCGCACGGAGGAGAAAUUUUUGAAAAAGGAAGAAGUAAGACGGGUAAAGUUAGAGGGAUUCACGACAAAGACGGGUAAGCGGUCGUCCGGUAACGCAUUCCUAUGAAACCCUGAAGUACAGAACUCGACAAUUUCAGGAGGAGAGCUUUGACUUACAUAAAUUCUGAGAAAAAAAUGCGGAUGAUCAGAGCCAAAGUGAUCAAUGGAUUUUGAUCAAUGGAUGAUUUUAUAUUUUGAAAACCAGAAUGUUCUACGUGUUCUUUUAACGUCUGAAAACUGUGAAACCAAAACUAAAUGAAAUUUAGAAUCUUUUGUGAAGUUAAGAUAGGGUUUCGCAUUUUCAGCCGCCUCGCUGUGCUCUAGUGACUCGUGAGGAAUAUGCUCCACACUCUAUAGUCAAUAAUGCAGUUUAUCCGACGGAGGUCAGCUUUUCGUCUUCAAAAACCCGUAAAAGUCAAUUUCAGGUCAUAUCGACAUUUGACGGAGUUCAAGAGAACAUGCUCCCGUUGGACAUGGGACCUCAGAUUCCGGAAGAUCCUUGGCUCAAAGAACCGGUUCCAGUGGAAGACGGCGAGAGCACCUCAGCUAGAAGUGGCCGAGAGACGACCACGCCUGUUGUGGAACAUUCCACUGAAGCGCCGUCUGAGGAAAUCUUGCUCUUGUCUCCAAAUAAGGUGGGAGGGAAAACAUUGAGAAACUUUAGUUCUAUCUAGAACCGGAAGUUGUCCGAUGAAGUGACGACGAAUCAGCUGCCGCCGUGGCCGAUCCCGACCCAUUCUCCGGAGGAAGUCCGUCGAAACGCCCUGGAAUAUCUCAGGAGAGCCAACGUCAUGGAGGAGAAGCACGGUGAGAAACUCCUAGGGUUACAUGGAACUCCGAUGGCUUAAAAAUGCUUCGCCCUUUUUCUGCCACAGAAAAAUUGGCAUUUUUUGGUUUUUUUUAAUAGGAGGUGGUAGUAGAAUGUUUCUUGUAGUCUACGCCUAAUUUAAAAGUAAUAGAAAAAAAGAACUAAAAUCAAAAAAAAAAACACCCACUCUUUGAGGAAAAUGAAUAGUUUUUUUGAGCGAGGUUUCAUAGUUCUACUAGUUUUGAAAGAGAUAUGUCUUUCCUAAGAAAAUGCUCGAUGAGUUAUUAUCAUCUGAUAUAGAAGGGCGAGAGAAACGACUGGCCGACAAGGUGAUGGAUGUCGCGUCGGAGCUGGUGGUACGGCAGGAGGAUGAAGACGAGGAGGAAGUCGGCAACUGGCACGACUUCAACGAGACGAGCCGACCCAAGCGGAAGAUCCCGGAAGCGUCGACGUUGACCUGCAUCUCCGACUGGGCUCUCGUCGUCGUCGGAGCCGCCUUCGCCUCGACCUCAGGCUUCGCUCUUUUCUUCAUCUUCUACAUAUCCCGGCAGCUCUGCAGCAAGUUCGUUGAAUAUAUCGGAGACCUUAACCCUCCGUCACGUGUUCAGGAGCCGACCUGAUUUUUCCGACGUCGAAACGGUUUGUCCUUCGGAACGAUCGUCGCAGAUCAGCGUCGCUUCUCAGUUCCCCGUCUUCUCAAGGAGACUCGGCCACCCUUGCUAUAAUCCCCAUUUGCAAGGUUUCACUUGA